AUGGAUCGAAAACAGGACACUUUUUCCGUGCAGAUGGGCGAGGAAGGUGGCAAUCGAGGAAAUCCCAAGAGAAGAAGUCGGAGGGUAGAGAAUAUUCAUAAGAAUGUUUCUAGGUGGAUGCUUCCCGAGGAGUUACGGGAGACGUAUUUGGAGCGCGCGAACUGCUGUCCGCCACCUAUCUUCAUCAUCCUUGUCAGUUUAGCGGAGUCACAGCUGGUUCAAAUACUACCUACAGAGGAAAACUUCUUGCUAUUUUUCAGGCAACAGCUGAAAUCCUGUGCAGAAUUUAUGGAGGCUUGGAGAAAUUAUGAUGCUGAUCACAGUGGAUACAUCGAAGCUGACGAACUCAAGAAUUUUUUAAAAGACCUGCUUCAGAGGGCUAAAAAACCAUAUGAUGAGAAGAAACUAGAGGAGUACACACUAACUACGCUGAAAAUAUUUGAUUCUAAUAAAGAUGGGAAAUUGUGUCUGUCAGAAAUGGCACGGCUUUUACCGGACCAGGAGAAUUUUUUACUAAAAUUUCAGGGGGUAAAAAUGGCCAGAAAAGAGUUCAACAAGAUCUUUGAAGUUCUCUCCCAGGACAGGAAUGGUUACAUGGACGAAAAUGAGCUUGACGCCCUCCUUAAAGACCUUUGUGAAAAAAAUAACAAGGUUCUUGAAGUCAGCAAAAUCCCGACGUAUAAGAGCGCCAUCAUGGCUCUGUCUGAUGGAGGCAAGCUCUACAGAACAGAGUUAGCGCUGGUGUUGUGCGCAGAGGAGAUGUGAACGGCUCCGUCUGUACUCACACCAUCCCAGAACCCCGUCCUCAGCACACCUGUGAUGCGUAAAGUAGCUAGAACCCUCUUACGUUCUUUCAUUUUGAAUAUGUAUUUCACAUAGAAAGGCAACCCAGUGGUACAUACUUUUCAAUUUGUUGUUUCUAUACUGUUUCUAAGUGUACAGAUUUUUUUAACAAUGGCACACAUACGAUACUUACAAGCUACACUCCAUACACAAACACAAUUCCUUCAACAAAAGAAGAAACCCUAACAUACUACCGUAUCCCCAUCUCAAUUCAAUACCAAAAUACCUAUUCAGUAAGUAUUGAAUAUCAUAGACAAAAGCAAUAAUGUCCUCAAAGAAUGCUUUUGGUGGGAUCGAUCGUAUAAAACUCCAAAAGACUGCAUUUACUUUUGCGAUGCAUGUUUGUAGCUGACGGCAGGCCCUGCUAGUGGGGUAUUUUUGACUGCAAGCACAUGCCAAAUGUAAUGCAUCGCCCCAGUCCUGUCUCUAAUGUUAGAUUUUGCACUGUAAAAAAGGACAUUCUCCUCUAUGCUAAACACCACAGACACUGUGUAAGAAAAUAUUAAACUUCUUGAAUGAUUACCCACA
Molecule: messenger RNA, 1371 nt
Organism: Carassius auratus (goldfish)
Lineage: Eukaryota; Metazoa; Chordata; Actinopteri; Cypriniformes; Cyprinidae
Product: calbindin-like
Exons: 9
Coding region: 1-765 (254 amino acids)
Biological process (GO): regulation of long-term synaptic potentiation; regulation of presynaptic cytosolic calcium ion concentration
Cellular component (GO): terminal bouton; synapse; cytosol
Molecular function (GO): calcium ion binding
Source: RefSeq, a predicted model, not a curated record